GACUGUAGACUGUAUUUAUUGUAUGUGUGUGGUAAUAGACACUGAUGAGAAGCAGGCGAUGAUUCAAAUGAAUCUCUUGUGAGCUUGGUUAUAGUGAGCUUGGUUAGAGGUUGACCUUACGCAUAUUCCAUCAUUGACGAGUACAAUCCAUCAACAUCAACAUCACCAUCACCAUUACCAUCGCCAUCAUCAUCGCUAUCCACCACCAGAGAACCACAUAGAAAGAGGCAAACAAACCCCCAUACAAUCACCCAUGAUCAAUCUUGAUCAGAUUCACCCACCCAUUGACAACCAGCACCACCACCACCCACCACAGGCCCUUCCACGUACCCUUCUACGGCAGCCUUGCUUAUUGAUCUGGCCAUUGGCUUUCUCUCCCUCUGCCUGGUUUUCGUAAGCUAACCCCAAACCCUUAUAAGCUAUUACCUACACUCCAUCUUGCAUAUCAUAUUACAUAUUACAUUACAUUACCUGCCUACAUCCUCCUCUCCACACCUUCUCCAUUCCUACAACAUACAUCUUACAACAUACAUCAAUCAAAAACGCAUCCAUCAAUCCACUUUCCCUCCAACAAUUCAUUCCCUUUCAUAAUCCAUAACCGAUCAAUCGAAUAUCCGUUGAUUCUUUGAUCGGUGUCUACAAUCAUCGAAUCCUUCGAUUCUUGGAAGCUAUCGUAUCCAAACCAAAAGUUUCCAUCGGGUCCAUACGAGAGAUAAAUUUGUGAAUUUCUAUCAUGGCGUCCAUGACAGCCCCGACUCCAGAUACGCUGGUUACCCUCAAGAUCAAUAUUGAGGGUAGCAAUCGAAGAUUCAAGCUUCCGCUUCGUGAUCUCGGGGCGAGCACUCUGCCCGAUAAGCUUCGAUUCCUCCUUGCCAUCCCUGCAACAUCCGAGGCCACCUUCGAGAGAUACUCCGAUAGUGCUGCUGCCUUCAUCGUCCUCGAUGCAACCAAUCCUUCAGUCUACAAACAAUUGUAUCGUGCUGCCAAGGCUAAGCUUAAGCUUAGACUCAAGGUCACCAUCAAGGACAAAGAACCCGUCCUGCCCAAGCCAGCUUCCGUCGAGGAUGAAGAGCCAACUUCAGCCAAGCCUGUCGUAGCACAAUCUCAAUCUCCCCCAGUCACCAUGCCCGUACCGCCCCCAUCAACCACUGAGAUCCCUAACGCCCGACGCAGCGUAGCUUUCGACUCAGAGGCCAGAGCAGAGGCCAGAGCAGAAGCUCAAUUCAAGGAGUCAAUUGCCGCUGUCCAGGUGCAAUCCAAAGUACAAGAGCAAAUCGAAGCCAUUAUCUCCCUACAAAAAUCCUUUGAUGAGAUGGCUGUCUCUAACAACCAUGCUGCUUACCAGACAGCGACCAGACACACGAAGCCACUUCCGGCCUACUUGAUGGACAGAGUUCUUGAUGAUGAGGCUCCAUUAAGCUCAAAGUCACCAGAACCUGUUGUCAGCUCAUUCUCGGUUUACUGUAAUAGUUGCAGCGUCUCGAUCCCAGACAUCCACUACCAUUGCAGCACCUGUGACAAUGGUGAUUUUGACUUGUGUCCAGAGUGUAACGAUGCUGGAGUCACCUGCAAUGGUGAUCAUUGGUUGAUCAAACGCAUCGUCGAUAAAGGUCAAUACAUUCACAGCACAACCGAAAAGCUCGCCCCGAAACAACUUUCUGGCUACAGAGAUAUUAAGCCUCAAUUCUCCGACUCGAAGGUCACUCUCGUCGCUCCCGCAGUCGAAGAGAAGGAACCGGUUCCUACUCGCACUUGCAACAGCUGCAUCUCCGAAUUGUCCGAAGAGAACUUUGUCACUUGCAUCGAUUGUGAAGAUUUCGAUUUGUGUAUCCAAUGCCAUGUAUCAUUGAAGCAUGGUCACAACCCUAAGCACGCUUUCGCUUUCGUCAAUGAAGAUGCUAACUUUGGUCCAAUGGCCUCUGCCCUUCUCGCCGCAGGUCGUAACGCCUCUCACUCUGCUAUUUGUGAUGGAUGUGAUAGAACCAUCUUUGGUGUUCGUCACAAGUGCCUUGAUUGUCCAGAUUGGGAUUACUGUGAUGCAUGCAUUGCGAAUGCUGCCUUCAUUCACCAAGGUCACAGAUUUGUACCUCUCUAUGAACCUGUCAGCCGCUCCGGUGCUCGACAACAAGCGAUCAGAGUUCGUCACCAUGGCAUUUUCUGUGAUGGGCCUCUGUGCAAACACAAGCACCACUCCGAGGAUGAUGAUGGUAACAUUUCUCCCGCUUAUAUCACUGGAGAUCGUUACAAAUGUGCUGUCUGCCACGACACCGAUUUCUGUGCUGUUUGUGAGGCCAGUCCAUCCAACUCUCACAACAAGACUCAUCCUUUGAUCAAGUUCAAGACACCUGUUCGCAAUGUUAGCGUUACGACUCUUGGUGAUCAUCCAAAUGGUAAACCCAUGGCACCAAUGGGUGAUCGCUUUACUCCAACAAUUUCAAAGGCAACUGAGACCACCCCAACUCAAUCCAGUAAUGCUGCAACACAAGUUCAAACCGUUGCUGAAGUUAAGCCAGUUGUUGAGGCUAAAUCUGUUGCUGAGGUUGAGCCUGUUGCUGAGGAGGUUGAACCGGUUGAGGCUAAGGAGGAAGUUGUCGAGGAGGUUACUGAAGAAGCUCCAGCUCCUGUUGGAGAGGAAUUGGUUGCACACUUUGUUCGUGAUGCAGUCGCUGAUGGUACCAUCAUGACACCAAACUCAGUUUUCGAACAAACUUGGUAUCUCCGCAAUGGUGGCAAGACAUCUUGGCCUGCAGGUUGCAGUGUUAGAUUCGUCGGUGGCGAUAACAUGUGUGCUGUUGACCCUGAACACCCAGCCAGCGUUCAUGAACUUGUCAGUGCUGCUGAGAGCACGACUUGUUACACUGAAGUUGCUCCUGGCCAAGAAUACGGAUUCACCGUCUUGAUGAGAACUCCAAACCGUGCUGGUAGCUUCAUUUCAUACUGGCGUCUUACCACUCCUACUGGUGAUAAAUUUGGUCACAGACUUUGGUGUGAUAUUACUGUCAAUGAGCCAACCCCAGUCAUCAAGUCUGAAGUUACUGAGACUGAAGCUCCUAAGGUUGAGACUGCCAAGAUUGAAACUCCUAAGGUUGUAGCUGAUGAGCAAGAACUUGCCACCAAAGCCUCAUCCGAAGUCGAAGAAACUCGCGACGUACCUGAAGAUGAGGGUAGUCAAAUGAUCUUCCCAAAGCUUGAAAAGGAAUCUCCAAUCUCAAGCAUUCAUCAAGCUCAACCAUCACCAAAGGUUGUUCCAACUUCCGAAGAAAUCUUCAAUGAUGACUUUGAGGAAUUCAACCAAAACUUCGAAGAUGAUGAGGCUGAGGAUGGAUUCAUGACUGAUGAGGAGUACGAUAUUCUCGAUGCCAGUGAUGAGGAAUACCUUGCCGAGCAAGAAUCAGAAUCUAAGAAGUAAAUGCAUCACCUAGCAGAUUGUAUUGGGGUAAAGAUGACUACAUAAAUAAGUGGAAAGGACGUGGGUGACUAUGGCGAAGGGAUUGGGGAUGAUUAUCACGAAUAAGGCAGGCGUAAGAUUGACACACAAACAAGCUCUGGAUAGCGGAUGGAUUUAGGGAAAUGGAUGGAGCUUUUGGGAUUUUUACUGAACGUAUUUUUGGGGAGGGGGGAAAUGGAAUCUAUCUCAUUCGCUGCUUUCCUUUCUAUUACGUCUUUUCCUCUGAGGCUUUUCUUUAAUUUUCUUUUGCCACUUUUGAUCAUAUGUGAUGAUAUUUUUCGCAAGGGAGAUUUCAAUCACAAGAUUAAAUAUGGUGUCUGUGGUUUAUGAUUCGGUGGUGCUUUGUUAUUGGGCAGGAAUAAUCUAUUAGGAAAGAAAAAUUAUGAUUUUCA
Molecule: messenger RNA, 3840 nt
Organism: Botrytis cinerea B05.10
Lineage: Eukaryota; Fungi; Ascomycota; Leotiomycetes; Helotiales; Sclerotiniaceae
Exons: 3
Coding region: 734-3409 (891 amino acids)
Molecular function (GO): zinc ion binding
Source: RefSeq, a predicted model, not a curated record